This is a messenger RNA of Morchella importuna, 1617 nucleotides long. RefSeq lists its product as uncharacterized. The record is from RefSeq and is a predicted model, not a curated record. Gene Ontology annotation, molecular function: DNA-binding transcription factor activity, RNA polymerase II-specific; zinc ion binding; RNA polymerase II transcription regulatory region sequence-specific DNA binding. The coding region runs from base 1 to 1617 and encodes 538 amino acids. Lineage: Eukaryota; Fungi; Ascomycota; Pezizomycetes; Pezizales; Morchellaceae. Gene Ontology annotation, biological process: regulation of DNA-templated transcription. The transcript has 6 exons. Gene Ontology annotation, cellular component: nucleus.
AUGACUGAAGCUCAACACCCCACCAGUAGUAAUGGAGCUGCAGUGAUCACUCCCCAUCCAUCCGCAGCUGAGAAAAACUCUCUGGCUGGAGGAUUUGGAGGGGGAGUAUCAGGCACUGUUACUGUUACUGCGGGCUCCGGGGGUCCUGCGCACUCAGGUUCCCAGUCGCCAACAACCUCAACUCCAGGGCAAAGUUCUUCGGGACGUAGUCCCAAAAAACGGCGCAAGGUCAAUCAUGCUUGUGUGUAUUGCCGAAGAUCACACAUGACAUGCGAUGAUGACCGGCCGUGUAUGCGCUGCGUGAAAAGGAAUAUAGGUCAUCUCUGUCACGACGAGCCUCGCGAACCUAAGAAACCAAAAACUGAAGCUGCCAACACUUUGGAUAACGAUCAGGAGGACUCGCACACGUCCCCUCCCAGGGUAUUGCUAGCGCCUCCGGUCGACGGCAUGCCAAACUCCCUUGACAAGCAGAAAGAAGCGAGAAUAGGAUCUUCCAGUGUUUCGCUCCCGCCUCCCCCCAUACCCUCAAGGAGUAACGCAGGGGCCUCUAUUGUUGCGCCAUCACCGGUUUCUGUGACACCCAGAUCCAAUCUGAAUGGGAAUUCUCAAGCCUUUUUGGGCUUCACCGACUGGGACCACCCUCCUCCUCAACAGCAGUCGAGCUAUACAAACCCAUAUCAUCAGCAGUGGAUGUUUUCAACACCAGAGGUUUCCAGUGAAUUCAAUUUACUGAGCGAUUUUCUCGGCAACCUUUACUCCGAGGACAUCUUUAACAACGAUCAAAGUCCAACCUUGUUCUCAGAGCCACCUCAAAGCAAUCAGCAUAAUUCAAGGGAACCUGAUGCAAGCAACGGUGGCACCACGUUCCACCCUCAACGGCUUCAACCGCCUUCGACCAGCACUAUGACGACUGUUCCCCGUUCUGCAAGCCAGAAACCCUCGACAGAAAGAGCUCGAGAAAAUUACUACCUCACCGCUGCAGACCCAUCUCAGAACAAUCCGGAAGAGCGUAUGAAACAAGUCCUCAAGGCAAAACUGGAGGCUGGCCUACUUAAGCCGUUCAACUACGUCAAGGGAUAUGCAAGGUUAUCGCAAUAUAUGGACAGAGAAAUGCUACCAACAUCUCGAAAACGUAUUUUGGGUCAAUUAAACCAAUUCAGGCCAAAAUUUCGCGAAAGGACCCACCAACUUACAGAUUUAGACCUGGUCCAUGUGGAGGAAUGGUUUGAAAAGUCAUUGCUUGAAUAUGACCGAGUUUUUGCGUCAAUGGCUGUUCCGGCGUGCCUCUGGCGGAGAACCGGAGAAAUAUUCAGAGGAAACAAAGAAUUUGCGGAAUUAAUCAAUGUUCCGAUUGAACAAAUGCGAGAUGGAAAAUUAGCAAUUUACGAGCUAGUGGUGGAAGACUCCGCAGUUAGCUACUGGGAAAAGUUUGGUAAAAUUGCGUUCGAUACGAGCCAAAAGGCCAUGUUGACGAGCUGUCACUUGCGAAACCCGGACCCGAAUGCAGAGCAGAAACUUAUUCACUGCUGUUUUUCAUUCACAAUCCGGAGGGAUAUGUACGAUAUACCGGCCUUGAUAAUAGGAAAUUUCAUGCCAAUCAAUCCUAAAAAGCUAUGA